UAUAUAAAUGGCAUCACCUGUUCUUAAUAAAGUGAGAGAGAGAUUAUUCUUUUUGUCUCCAACAGUCUAGGCAGGUUGGGAACCUGAAUCGAAGAGAGAAGAUUUCGAAGAGUUAAAAAUCCUUGGUUAGGGUACAGUUAUUUAAGAUAUUUGAAUAGGGGCAUUCGGUGUUGUAAAGAAAGUAACUCACAAAAAAACAAACAUAGUAUAUGCGAUCAAAAUAGUGGAAAAGGCAAUGCUUAAGAAAACUAAUAUGGUUGAAUAAAUGUAGAAUGAAGUGAAAAUCAUGUAUUCACUCAAUCAUCCAUAUAUAUUGAAGUUGUACAACCAUUUUGAAGAUGACAUAAAUGUUUAUUUGAUUUUAGAAUUUGUUGGAGGAGUAAUUCUUAAAAUUAAUCUUAGGGGUAAUUAUAUGCAGUCUUGUGGAGAUAGCCAUAAAAAAAGUUUGAUGAAAAAACAUCGGCAAAAUUUAUACUUUAAGCAUGUCUUGCUUUAGAAAAUAUUCAUUCCAAAAAUAUUGUUCAUAGAGAUAUUAAACCAGAAAAUCUAUUGUUAGAUGAAAAAUAAGAUAUCAAAUUAGCUGACUUUGGUUGGUCUAACUUCUUGAAGCCUAAUGAAAUCAGAUAAACAUUUUGUGGUACCUUAGACUAUUUGGCUCCAGAAAUGUUAGAAAAAUCUAGACAGCACGAUCAUCAAGUAGAUAUUUGGGCUGUUGGUGUACUCUGUUUUGAAUUAUUAACUGGUCUUAGUCCAUUUGCUCCACAAAUUAAUAUCAAUAAUCAGACCUUUGUUGAGAAAACAACCAAAGAUAAUAUUGUAAAUUUGAGAUUUUAGUUUCCUCCUACAUUCCCACCAUAAGCAUAAGAUCUCAUUAAAAAGAUCUUAGUUAAGGAACCUGGAAAAAGAUUUACAUGUUAGUAAAUAAAGGAACAUUAAUGGAUUGUGUGUAAUAAUCAUUAUUAUUAUUAGAAAAUACAUAACAUGUUAAAAUUCCAACCUCUUUGACAGUCUAACAAGAGAAAAAGAUAAUUAAGAAUCCUGAAAUUGAGAGCUUACAAAAAGAUGGUAAGUUGGCUUUUACUAAUGAUCAAAUCUAUAGUUUUUCUAGACCAGAUUCUGUAUACAUAUUUAUAAAUAUUAGAUCAUUGUCAAAGACUUCUUACAAGGAGAUAACACCAAUACUAAGUUAGUUGAAGCUUUGAAUAACAAAAUGAAGGAAAAAGAUUCCAAAAUUUAAGCCUUAGAAAUUGAAAACUAAAAGAAAUCACAGGAAAUUAAUGAGCAUUUAUCAACUAUCGAGUUAAUGAAAAAAUCUGGAUAAGCCAGUUAAGAAAUUUAAUCAAUGCAACAUAAGUUAAAGUUAUAGGAUGAGAGAUAUGCAUUCAUGAAAUAGCAAUAUGAAUAACAAUUACAAAAGAAUAUAGAAUUAGAGAAAAAAAUUAGAGAACUUGAAUCAUAAGUAUAUAAUUGAAUUUAUUGCCAUUAGAGCAACUAAAUUGAAUAAAUGAAAGCAAAAAUGAAUAAAUAUAAGGAAGAAGCUGAAUCAUUCAAAGCUAGGGCUAAGAAGGCUGAAGAUCAAGUUCAAUAAAUGGUUAUAUCUGGAAUAAAUGAAAAGGUUAAAUUCUAUAUUUAUUAAUAGGAAUUUUAAGAAGUACCAAAAUAAUAAGAUCAAGCAUCUAAUGUUGAUGAUCUAUUAAAGAAAUUGCAAAACAAGUAUGAUCCAAAAUCAUGA
Molecule: messenger RNA, 1732 nt
Organism: Paramecium octaurelia
Lineage: Eukaryota; Ciliophora; Oligohymenophorea; Peniculida; Parameciidae
Source: the annotation of a GenBank genome assembly